Nelumbo nucifera (sacred lotus) is the source of this 1743-nucleotide messenger RNA. Its product is annotated as pyruvate decarboxylase 1-like. Gene Ontology annotation, molecular function: pyruvate decarboxylase activity; magnesium ion binding; thiamine pyrophosphate binding. The record is from RefSeq and is a predicted model, not a curated record. Gene Ontology annotation, cellular component: cytosol. Lineage: Eukaryota; Viridiplantae; Streptophyta; Magnoliopsida; Proteales; Nelumbonaceae.
AUGGAGAGCAAAAUCAACGUCGGCCCCGCUUCCGUGAUUGCGUCGUCUGGGCCAACACUUGGCCGCCACAUCGCUCAUAGGCUCGUCGAGAUCGGUAUCACCGAUGUCUUCUCCGUCCCCGGUGAUUUCAACCUAAUCCUUCUCGACCACCUCAUUGCCCAGCCUGGCCUCAACCUUAUUGGCUGCUGUAAUGAGCUCAAUGCUGGGUACGCUGCAGAUGGUUAUGCCCGCUCCCGUGGCGUUGGGGCUUGUGUUGUCACCUUCACCGUUGGUGGUCUCAGUGUCAUCAACGCCAUCGCCGGGGCUUAUAGCGAGAAUCUUCCCGUCAUUUGCAUCGUCGGAGGCCCCAACUCUAACGACUACGGCACCAACAGAAUUAUCCAUCAUACCAUUGGCUUGCCGGAUUUCAGCCAAGAACUUCGAUGUUUCCAGACUGUCACCUGCUACCAGGCAGUAGUGAAUAACUUGGAAGAUUCUCACGAACUGAUCGAUAAAGCCAUAUCCACGGCUUUGAAAGAAAGCAAACCUGUUUAUAUUAGCGUCAGCUGCAACUUGACGGCAAUCCCCUAUCCUACUUUUCGUCGUGAUCCCAUCCCAUUCUCCCUGACACCCAGAUUGAGUAAUAAAAUGGGUCUACAAACAGCAGUUGAAGCCGCGGUGGAGUUCUUGAACAAGGCAGUAAAGCCCGUCAUGGUGGGGGGGCCGAAGCUCCGGGUGGCUAAGGCUACUGAUGCCUUUGUUGAACUUGCGGAUGCCUGUGGUUAUGCUAUUGCCGUGAUGCCUUCUGCUAAAGGGCUUGUACCAGAGCACCACCCUCGGUUCAUUGGUACUUACUGGGGUGCCGUGAGCACCAGCUUCUGCGCUGAGAUUGUGGAAUCGGCAGAUGCUUACCUAUUUGCAGGCCCCAUUUUCAAUGACUUUAGUUCAGUUGGGUAUUCGCUGCUCCUCAAGAAGGAGAAGUCGAUCGUUGUUCAACCUGAUCGGGUUAUUAUUGGUAAUGGCCCUGCUUUUGGGUGCAUUAUGAUGAAGGAUUUCCUUCUGGAACUCGCACAGAAGCUAACACGCAACACAACGGCAUACGACAACUACCACCGGAUCUUUGUGCCACAUGGCCAACCUGCCGAAUGUGAGCCCCAAAAGCCUUUGCGGGUUAACCUUCUGUUCAAGCACAUACAGGAAAUGCUGUCAAGUGACACGACGGUGAUUGCAGAGACAGGAGACUCCUGGUUUAACUGCCAAAAACUCAAGUUGCCGGAGGGCUGCGGGUAUGAGUUCCAGAUGCAAUAUGGAUCCAUUGGAUGGUCUGUGGGAGCAACCCUCGGUUAUGCACAGGCUGUGCCCAACAAGCGAGUAAUUGCUUGCAUAGGUGACGGAAGCUUCCAGAUGACAGCACAGGACGUGUCGACAAUGCUGCGUUGUGGGCAGAAAAGUAUCAUCUUCGUCAUAAACAACGGAGGGUACACCAUAGAGGUUGAGAUCCACGACGGUCCCUACAAUGUUAUCAAGAACUGGGACUACACCGGACUUAUUGAUGCAAUCCAUAACGGUGAAGGGAAUUGCUGGACAUCUAAGGUUCGAUAUGAAGAGGAGCUUGUGGAAGCGAUCAAGACGGCGACGGGAGAUAAGAAGGAUUGUUUGUGCUUCAUAGAGGUAAUUGUGCACAAAGAUGAUACAAGCAAAGAGUUGCUUGAAUGGGGAUCAAGGGUCGCUUCAGCAAACGGCCGUCAUCCCAACCCUCAGUAG